Messenger RNA from Lachancea sp. 'fantastica', 1158 nucleotides. NCBI's taxonomy places the organism in Eukaryota, Fungi, Ascomycota, Saccharomycetes, Saccharomycetales, Saccharomycetaceae. The record is from the annotation of a GenBank genome assembly.
AUGUCUAUAGCCCCAGUUUAUACUUCAUCCUCGAAGGACUACCGCUCCGAUACGUUUACCAUUCCCACGCCUGAAGUUUGGAAAACAGUAGCAGCGGCGUCUGUAGGCGAUACCAUUUACGAAGAAGACAGAGACACGUUUAUGCUCGAAGAGCGGGUAGCAGAGGAGCUCUUAGGUGGCCGAAUGUUUGGCAAUGAAGAAUCUCGAGGGUUGUUUUGCAUGUCAACGACAAUGUCAAAUCAGCUCGCUAUUCGGGCUCAUCUCAAUUUCGCUCCACCCUAUAGCGUUCUCUGCGAUGACAGAGCACACGUUUACGUCGAUGAGUGUGCCGGUAUAGCCGUACUUUCUCAAGCUUUGGUGGUGCCCGUGCAGGCAUCCAACGACCGUUUUUUAACUCUGGAAGAUGUCCAGCGAAAAUAUGUUCCUGACAUUGACGACAUUCAUUUGGCUCCAACCCGACUAAUCUGUUUGGAGAACACUUUGCAUGGUAUGAGUUUCCCAUAUAAUGAGCUCAAACGCAUUAGUGAAUGGUGUCAUGAAGAGGGAAUUAAGUUACAUCUGGAUGGAGCACGAAUUUGGAAUGCUGCGUGUGCACCUAGCCACACUGAUCCAGAAACCUAUCUCAAAGAUAUCUCAAAACUGGUCGAUUCAAUGUCUCUUUGCUUUUCAAAGUCAAUAGGAGCGCCCAUAGGAUCGAUGCUUGUUGGCGGUACUGCAUUCAGAAAAAGGGCUCGUCAUUUGCAAAAACAGCAGGGCGGGGGGAUAAGACAGGCAGGAUUCAUCGCUCGCAUAGCCAAUCAUUGUCUGAGCACAAACUUCCCGAAAAUCAUACAAGACGUUUCUAAAGCAACCGAAGCGUUUUGGAUCGAGCUGUACAGCACGAUGAAGGCAGAUUACGGUCUGGAGCUCCACCUGGCUCAUCCUGUUGAAACCAACUUCAUUUUUGUCGACUUGGCCAAGUCGCGCAUCAAUCUUGCCAAGCUUCUAGAAAUAGGCGAGAAAAAUGACGUCAAAUUGUUUGAUGGCAGGCUUGCCUUUCAUUUCCAAAACAUUGACAGUGAAAGCUUGAAUGCUUUGAAGAAGACCUUUAUCGACAUUGCGAUCUAUUACCAAAAACACGAAUAUAAACCAGACGAAAGAUCUGCGAGAAUAUAUUGA